UUCUAGAUUGGUCAACAUAUAACAAAAGCUGUGAUCAUUUUUGUAAUAUCAGUCGUUCUUAGAAGCUUUUUGCUGCUUCUCUCGAGCCUUUGAGUAUUUACUCAGCGUUGUGAGAUCACCACAACACGGUAUUCCGAUGAAGCGUUUGGUAAGAUAUCCACAAGCGAUAUUUUUGAUGUAUAUUAUUGCCUUUGGUUUGUGUAUCGAUGUUGUUCGCUCCUGUAAUUGUGAUGUUGCCAAGCUAAAGGAACUAGGAGUAGAGGAUGGCCAUAUCCCGGAUCAGGCCAUGACUGCAUCUUCUACUCUUGAUGCCAGUCAUGGGCCAGGUCGAGGCAGACUCAAUCAGGGCCCAACUGGUUCCCAGGGCACCGCCUGGUGCGCUCAGGAAUCAAACACUGAUCAGUAUUUACAGGUGGAUCUCGCAUAUACGUCAAAAGUUACUCAUAUCGCGACCCAAGGAUUGAACGAUCCUUCUAAGGAUGUUAAUGGCCCUAACAUCACCAGCUGGGUUAAAGAAUAUACACUGCAGUAUAGCUCUGAUGGUGAAACUUACAACGGGUAUUAUUUCGAUAAAAAAUUAAAGAUAUUUGAUGGGAACAAAGACGCCGGGUCUGUAUCCUGCUGUGAGCUUCCGUACCCUUUAGUUGUGAGAUAUAUUCGGUUCAAACCUGUGUCGUGGGAGGAAAAGAUAUGCUUGAGAGUCGGUGUCUUUGGCAAAGGGAACGUAACUGCGCACACCAUAAUCACAAAAAGUGAAAUUGCGAUUCGACACUAUUGGUGGUGGCCUUUCCUCUGGGUUUUAAUAAUCAUGCUAUUUUUCCUUAUCUUCCUGGCUUGCUUUUUCUAUCGUCGAAUCCGGAAACAACCAGCUCUAAAACCAAGGCCAACUAGAACGGAAAAGAAUCCAUCUCUCUACACAAAUCCAUUUUCCCCACGGUCAAAGUCACAGAGAAACGGUACGUUGACCAUUGAAAUGGCAGACAUCAUGGAGACACAGGAGGAUGGCGCUUAUGAAGAGGCUGAGGACGAAGUACAAGAGGUUGUGGCCCACUUCACAGACGAUGGGUUUGACAACAAACAUGGCGUCACUCACUUUUCAGUGACUGACGAGGAUGAAGCGGAAUUACCGCCGAUCAUUCAAGACCAGGCGAAAAACGGUCCAAGCCGAGGAGCCUCACUGAGCUCUCAGAACCAGCCAAUCAGGGGGGCUUCAGUCAGUUCACAGAAUCGCCGCAAUACCGCGCAAUCCCAACAUCUGUACGAAGCCAUUGAAUAGAAAAUGGGUCACCUGAUCUCAUGAAAAUUUUUCAUGCCACCUUAUUAUAAUUCAGAGACUAUUUCAGCAUAAAAAGCGAUGCAAGAUGCUAAAAAUAACCAAUGAUAAAGAAAAAUAUCUGCAAGAGUUUUUUUAGAAUUUUAUCAAUCAGUCAAGUGAAUUGUUGUUGAAAUCAAAUCAGAAAAAAAGCUUUCUUACGUUGCUACGGUCGGGUCAGAUGUCAAGUACGACCAUAAGGUAUCAAAAUGAACUGAUAUUUUCAACUUUCUAUGGAACCUCGCUAGAUAAUUAAAAUACGGCGUAUAAAGUCCUUUGAAAUUAUCAGGACUCUAAUAGAGUGUAAAGCAUGCUUAGACAAUUUUAUUGCUUUUCUUUGAACUGACCUUGAGGAAAACCCUUCUAAAUGUUGUCGAAAUGCAGGAAAAACUUAAAAAAACAUGAAGCCGAGUUCAUGGCUCGACCCGAAGGCAUUCGGGCUAAAAAUAAAGUAAUACUUGAAAUUCCCACUGUAAAAUAGAUCCGUAAAAUUGUAGAGAAUUCUGAAGGAGAAAGAGAUUACAACUGGCCGGAGGAGGGGUAGAGGAGUUUUGAAUAUUCUCCAGACGACAACUAAUCGCCGCAAUGUUGUUAAUUUAUAGGAAUGCUACCAAGAGAGACUGUAAGUGAUCGGUGUUUAAGUAAAAUAAUGAGCUACGAGUCGCUGUGUGUUAGAAAUAGAAGAAGAAUAUGCUUGACAGUGAAUAAGAUUUUAUCACGCCAAUCAACUAUCUGAAAUAUAGCGUGAACUAUUGAGAGG
Messenger RNA from Pocillopora damicornis (cauliflower coral), 2072 nucleotides. RefSeq lists its product as uncharacterized. The record is from RefSeq and is a predicted model, not a curated record. NCBI's taxonomy places the organism in Eukaryota, Metazoa, Cnidaria, Anthozoa, Scleractinia, Pocilloporidae.